Conger conger (European conger) is the source of this 1245-nucleotide messenger RNA. RefSeq names its product microsomal glutathione S-transferase 3b (gene mgst3b). The transcript has 4 exons. Gene Ontology annotation, cellular component: endoplasmic reticulum; membrane; nuclear envelope. Gene Ontology annotation, molecular function: glutathione peroxidase activity; glutathione transferase activity. NCBI's taxonomy places the organism in Eukaryota, Metazoa, Chordata, Actinopteri, Anguilliformes, Congridae. The record is from RefSeq and is a predicted model, not a curated record. Bases 203 to 625 code for a protein of 140 amino acids.
CAUCGCGAGAGCUGAGAGUUGCCUUUUGCCUGCAUUCUGAAGUUGCAGAAGUGGCUAGCUAUGUUAUCUGCGUUAUCACAUUCGUCGGUGUUUGUUUAGUGAGGUAGACAGUUGCAUCGAGUAGAAUCGGUUCACAAGUCUCUACAGUCUCGCUGUCACUGUCUCGCUAGGUAACGUUAGAGACACUAAUUUGACUUUGACGAUGGAAUUGCUGGAUAUUCUACCGCCUAGAUUUGGCUAUGUCAUAUUGACAUAUUUAUAUAGCUGGAUAAUGUUGACGUAUCUAGGAGUCAAGGUUGGCGGAGCGAGAAAGAAAUACAAUGUUAAGUAUCCCACAAUGUACAGUGACAAGGAACAGGUUUUCAACUGCAUCCAAAGAGCGCACCAAAACACCCUGGAGGUGUACCCGCAGUGGCUGGUCUUCCAGACAAUCGCUGCCCUCGUUUACCCGACUGCGGCUGCAGUGUUGGGAGCCAUUUGGGUCACCAGCAGGUUCUCGUAUGCCUGGGGUUACUACACCGGUGAUCCCGCAAAGAGGAUGCACGGUGUUUAUGGAUACAUUGGCCUGUUUGGAGUCAUUUUCCUCUCAAUUUCAAUCGCAUUGCAGCUACUGGGAAUCAUCUAAACCUGACCACUGGCAUCAUAACAGCACGGCUUUACUGCAGCCAUCAAAGUCCGCCAUCGGACGCGGAGGGAACAAAUCCAUUCUAAUCAAUGACAGCGGCUCCACUGUAGCCAUCGCGUCACGUUCGAUCGCGACGUGAAAGUUAGAGAAUCACCGAAGUUAAUUUCUCGAUGGUUGACGCGCGCGUUAAUUUCCAUAUCCUGAAUUGAUUUUAAUGAGAGAAUUUAGUUGUUCAGCUUGUUUUUAAACUCCAUUUUAAGUGGGUGGCUAUUCAUGUCGGAUACGUCAUCACAGUCUGUAAUUUAGCCAGCUAGCUAAUUUAGCUGGUUACAACUGAACCAGGGCAUCGUUGCUUAAUCCAAUGAGUGAAAAAUAUCAUAGCUUUCGACAGCCCAAUGUAAAGUGAGCGAGCAAAACACAAAAGUAGGCUGUCAGAUUUAUUGAUGAUGGCGAUGGCUGCAGUGGAGUUGAAUAUACCGCCCUCUUUAAUCUCCCGUGCCCUCUGCACUGUAUUGCUGUAAUCACUGUGAACUUGAUUGUAAUCACUAUGUUCUCAAGCUGUGAAAUAAUUUAGCUCCAGCAGUAAAAAUAUAACUGCCCAAUAAAAACCUCAACAGAAA